AUGGGAGAGACUCAACAAGCGAACCUCUCUUCUGGUGAUACAGACAAGGAAUUUGUGAUAGUGCAAGAAGGAAAGGCAAAAGUUGGUUUCCAUGGACCGGUGUUCUACAACCCUGUUCAGGAAUUCAACAGAGAUUUGACUGUCUCGGUUCUACGAGAGUUUGUUAGAUCACGUAUGGUAAACGGUUCCAGUGCGGAAGGUGAGAAAUAUAACGAAGAACCAAAGGCUAAGAAAGCAAAGAUGCUUUUCGAAAAAGAGGAUGGCUCUAUAAGAAUUCUCGAUGCUUUAUCGGCCAGCGGCUUGAGGGCUCUACGGUUUUCCAAAGAAGUGGAGAAUGUUGACUUUGUACUAGCCAAUGACUUUUCGGAAAAUGCUGUCGAAUCGAUUCGAGAGAACAUUCGGUUGAAUGGUGUUGAAGAUAAAGUUCGUGCCACGUUUGGCGAUGCAGUGAUGACUAUGAUGAACCAUCGCAGUAUCGACAAACGAUUUCACGCUGUUGAUCUCGAUCCCUACGGUUCCGCUUCUGUAUUUCUUGAUUCCGGUGUACAAUGCGUUGCUGACAGAGGUAUACUAAUGGUCACUUGCACUGACAUGGCAGUUUUAUGUGGAAAUACACCAGAGACAUGCUAUAAUAAAUACGGAUCCACUACAGUACGCCUUAAGUGUUGUCACGAAAUGGCACUACGAAUUCUUCUACGGGCAAUAGACACCCAAGCUAAUAAAUAUACCCGAUAUAUUGAGCCGUUGUUAUCUAUAAGCGUUGACUUUUAUGUUCGAGUAUUUGUUCGGCUACACACAGGUGCCAGAAUGACGAAGGAAUCCGGAACUAAAGCGGGACACGUAUUGGCAUGCUCGGGUUGCCACUCCUUGGAAAUUGUACCGAUUCUCAAGAAAAUAGAAGAUGGAAAAAGUCUGAAGUACGGUACGGGUGUUGUGCGGCAGACACUGAUGGGUGCCGAUAACAAAUGCCUUCACUGUGGUCAUUCAGUUCACCAAGCUGGACCUAUCUGGACCGGUCCAAUACAUAAUCGUGACUUCGUGGAAGGCAUGCUGAAGCGAUUGAAAGAAACACCAGAAGAUGAGCGACUCGGUACUCAUAAUCGCCUCUUGGGUGUCCUUACUAACGUGUCAGAGGAGCUCGACGUGCCUCUAUACUAUGAGCACGAUCAACUAUUUAACGUUGUGAAGUGCUGUGUUCCCAAAUCUGUAGCUGUAAAGUCGGCUAUUUUGAAUGCUGGGUACAAGGUGUCUGGUUCUCACUGUAACCCUCGAGCUCUCAAAACUGACGCACCGACACAGUUUUUAUGGGAUAUUUGUCGAUAUGCUGCUAAGCAAGCUAAUGUAACAGUCGAGCGCCAUGAUGAGAAGGCACCAGGAAGGAAAAUUCUAUCGGAACCUAUC
Molecule: messenger RNA, 1401 nt
Organism: Ostertagia ostertagi
Lineage: Eukaryota; Metazoa; Nematoda; Chromadorea; Rhabditida; Trichostrongylidae
Source: the annotation of a GenBank genome assembly